AUGCCUUGGUUUCCCGUUGAAUCUGAAAAUCCGACGGGAUGGAGAAUCCAGUAUAUGGGGCUGGUGACUUGCCUAGGUGCAUUUGCCGUUGACAAGCACGCCAAUGCCAUGGUCAGCUCGCCCUUUCUCUAUCUACCCCGAAUUAUUCCUGGGGCUUGGGUUUUCCCCAAGUGUGGUUUGUCUCGUUUCCAAUACAGGGCCAACCCUACUCUUCGAGCUGCAGCCUGCGAAGCACGAUCGGAGUUUCCGUUUGUUGGCCGAUUACCGCAUCAGCUUCACGUAAUCGUUCCGGAGAUGAAGGACAAGAAAAGCUUUGUCCCUCUAUCAAUCCAUCGAUGGUCCAUCCGGAAAGAUGGCUCAGCUAUUCUUGGCCUGGCUCUUAGUUCCAUUCACACGAUUUUGAGCAGCCGAGCGAUUCGAAUCAGAGUCAGGCAUUAUCUCAUUCCUGAAUCAAAGCGAACGUUUGAGUUGGUUGUCAAGACCCCCGAAAAUGCUUUUUGGAUCAUUGUAUGUGACAAGCUUGCCUACAACGCCAUGGUCGAGGGGGCCAUUUUACUGCCCAUUGGUGAAGAUAGUCAGGAUAAUCGCUUCCUGUUACCAGACCUCAGACGGCCAAAACCUCCCCCUACCGGUGUUCUCUUGCUUAGUCUGUCUUUCAUAAUGUUCUGUAAUUCGACCUUCAUUUGUCAAGUACUGAUAACUUCCGCUUACAUUUUCCUUACUGCUCUGUAUUCUGUUAUCAUGCCGUUAGGGGUCUGUCCUGGCGAGCUGAAAGUCGCUACAGAGUACGAUAGUCUCUCUCCCACAUCCCACUUACCGAAGCCUGAGGAAAGAUAUACAGAAAGGAUUCCGACGAUUGCGAGGACAGUCUGGUAUUUAAUCAAGCUUACAAAUUCGACAACGUGGGUGCGAGACAUUCAAGCUAUUCCGGAAAACCCUCGUUGGGAUCAAUGGCUAGAGGAAGCACGCAAAAACAUUGACUCUCCUGAUUGGCCUGCAGAGGGAGAGAAAAGGCGACUUGUUGACGACGAGGAGAAUGUUUACAUUUCGCAGGAAUUAGUACAAGGAAGUACCAAUGAGGAGGUGCUGAGUAUUACUCCAGUGCAUGAGUCGCAGUGGUAA
Molecule: messenger RNA, 1122 nt
Organism: Fusarium sp. VM40
Lineage: Eukaryota; Fungi; Ascomycota; Sordariomycetes; Hypocreales; Nectriaceae
Source: the annotation of a GenBank genome assembly